AAUACCCGGAGUACUAUAUACUACUACUACGAGUUUACCAAUACCUAUAUAUACUAGCUUUUCCAUUUUUUACUACUACUAUAAAAUAAUUACUCCAUAAAAAGGCUAGAUAUUAAUCAAGCAAUAUAAUAGAAUGGAGCCUGUUGGAGUGGGAGCUACAUAUUUUGAUGAAGAGUGGGAGUCCAUAAGCAAGACGUUAUCAAGCAGUCAUGAAAACGAUGAUUUCAUGCUUAUUCAACUCAAGGGCGAUGAUUAUGAUAAUGAUCAAGAAUGCCGCAUGAGUGCUCAUCAUCAUCAUCAUGAUAAUGGAGUUCUGGACAUUCUCAAUAAUGGUGGCAGCAGAUUUUACUCUUCGUGCUCUUCUGAUGAUGUUCUCAUCAACACUGAAGAUCACUUUCAGCGAUAUGUAUCAUACGAAAGUAUUGAUGAUGGUGUGAUGAAGAUGAACAUUGAGAAUAAUAGCCAUUCAUCAGGCGGUGUCCAAACGUUUUAUUAUCAUGAUGAUAGGGCGGCUAUGGGACAAGAUGUUGGUGAAGGUAAUAAUAAUUCUAACCUUCAGACAGCCAUUAUUGUUGAUUCACACCCGGAAGUGAAACAGCUCAAGAGGAGUUUUGGGACUGCUAUCACUAACAAAUCAUCAUCUCAAAAUCCUAUGAAAAAACCUCGGGUUUGGCCACGUGCACAGAAAAACAAAACAACAGCACUCCACAUUUCAAAGAAGAACCUUGAAAAUGGAGAUGAAGAUCAAGAGGAAGGGAAUGCACAAAAUUCAAGCUGUAGCCGCAGUGAUCAUCAAGAUGACCUUAUUAUGAAUGCCUCCAAUUCAAAAGCAAAAUCAAGGGCUACUAGAGGGUCUGCCACGGAUCCCCAAAGCUUGUAUGCCAGGAGGAGAAGAGAGAAAAUCAACGAGAGGUUGAGAAUUUUGCAGAACCUCGUCCCAAAUGGAACAAAGGUCGACAUUAGUACCAUGCUUGAAGAGGCCGUUCACUAUGUCAAAUUUCUGCAGCUUCAAAUUAAGUUACUAAGCUCAGAUGAUCUUUGGAUGUAUGCCCUAAUUUCUUACAAUGGAAUGGACAUUAGUCAUUGUCAAGAAGCCGUGCAAAAUUUGUGACUGACCGGAUACUAGGAGAUGAAUACAAGUCUUGAAAAAGUGUUAGUACAAACAAACAAAAAGAUUACAAAACU
Cuscuta campestris is the source of this 1185-nucleotide messenger RNA. The record is from the annotation of a GenBank genome assembly. NCBI's taxonomy places the organism in Eukaryota, Viridiplantae, Streptophyta, Magnoliopsida, Solanales, Convolvulaceae.